GUAAUAAUGAAGGUCAAUCCGUUCGUCUCCAGCGAUUCCGGAAAGAGCCGCAAGGCCCACUUCAACGCUCCAUCCCACGAGCGCAGACGCAUCAUGUCUGCCCCACUCACCAAGGAGCUCCGCACCAAGCACGGAAUCCGUGCUAUUCCAAUCAGAACCGAUGAUGAGGUCGUCGUUAUGCGCGGACGCCAUAAGGGAAACACUGGACGUGUCCUCAGAUGCUACCGUAAGAAGUUCGUUAUCCACAUCGACAAGAUCACCCGCGAGAAGGCUAACGGAUCCACUGUGCACAUCGGAAUCCACCCUUCGAAGGUGAGGUUUGUAUAAACUAGUUCCGGUGCACAUCGACUCAUCACAACUGUCAGGUCGCUAUCACCAAGCUGAAGCUCGAUAAGGAUCGUCGUGCCCUCGUUGAGCGCAAGGCUGCCGGACGUUCCCGCGUCACUGGAAUCCUCAAGGGAAAGCACACUGACGAGACCGUCAACUAAAUUGUUAUUAAUUACAAAUAAAUUGUUGAUU
Molecule: messenger RNA, 519 nt
Organism: Caenorhabditis elegans
Lineage: Eukaryota; Metazoa; Nematoda; Chromadorea; Rhabditida; Rhabditidae
Source: RefSeq